ACUGGCCAUUUUCAGAAGCUUCUGUGGUCUGCCGAGGGGACAUGCAGGUUUUACUCUGUCUGAUUUGUGCCUUUGGCCUUUUUGGUCAGUAUCAUCCAGCACCUUUACCACUGGAGGAUGACGGAUCGGUGCAUCCGACGAGACCUGUUCAGAACGACCUGUCCCUGGCAACAAAAUACCUGCAGCAAUUCUACAGUUUCCAAGCAGAUCCCGCGGGCCGCAGGAGGAGAAGUCGUCCCUCGUUCUCUUCCAAAUUGAAAGACAUGCAGAGCUUUUUCGGGCUGAACAGGACAGGAACCCUGAACCCAGACACCCUCGCUGUCAUGAGCGCUCCUAGAUGUGGCGUCUCAGAUGUGGAGGAUUACAGUCACAGACGUGGAAACAGGUGGAAGAAAAGCGUCAUCACUUAUGGCGUUGGGAGAUACACCAGUGACUUACCAGUGAAUACAGUGGACACUCAGAUCGAGUCGGCUCUAGAUGCAUGGGCAAAGGCAAGCCCUCUCACUUUCCAGAGGUCAUAUUCUCACCAGGCGGACAUCAUGGUGGAGUUUGUCGGAAACGAACAUGGAGACUCCUUCCCCUUUGAUGGUCCAGACGGCACACUGGCCCACGCUUUUGGUCCGGGGGAAGGCAUCGGGGGGGACGUUCAUUUUGAUGAAGCUGAAGCAUGGACGGCUGGGUUCAAAGGGUUUAACCUGUACGUGGUAGCUGCACAUGAGUUUGGUCAUGCACUUGGUUUAAAACACUCGCAAAACCCGGAGUCGGUGAUGUAUCCGACGUACAAAAAUAGAAAAACACACAACCUGCUCUCUAGUGAAGAUAUCAUGAACAUCAACACACUCUAUGGGCCAAGGGACAAAAGGCCCCAUCCAUCUUCAAGAUUUAGUUGGAGCUAUCCCAGCAACCCCUGGUACAGUGGUUCAUAUUUCCCUGUGUCAUUCAAGGACACAUGUAAUUCCGAUCUGACUUUUGAUGCGGUGACUACUGUAGGAGAAGCUAUUUUCUUCUUCAGGGACAGAUACCUGUGGAUCAAACACAAUAAUCAAAAUGAUAUAAAGGAAGGUCCCAUCAGCAAUUUCAUGCCAAAAAUUGAUUGUCAGAUUGACGCUGCUUACUGGGUCCCUCAACGGUCAACAGCGUAUCUGUUCAAUGGGACAAUUUUCUGGACUGUGAAAGGAUCCCAAGUCAAAGGCAGACCGAAAAACAUCAGCAGUCUGGGGUUCCCGUCAUGGGUACAGCAGAUAGAUGCUGCGGUCCACAUUCACAAAACUGUACACACCCUAUUCUUCACCCAACACCAGUACUGGAGGUAUAAUGAACACAACAAGACGAUGAAUGACUCCAGCCCACGGAACAUUUCUGAUGAUUUCCCAGAAAUAAAUGGACCUAUAAGUGCAGCAAUUUAUAAAGAUGGUUCUCUUCAUUUCUUUGUUGGCUCAGAUGUGUAUAAAUAUGACGUCAAACGAAAGGAAAUUAUCGGAGCAGAUAAGACAACUUCCUGGCUUGGAUGUUAACAGACAUUCAUUAGACUAAUAGUUCCUAAAUCCGAUAAUUUUUUUUAAAAGGUGAAUCGUUAUUUUCGCAAUUCUGGUUAAUGCAGCAAAAGUGGCAUUACACGUGACAAUUCACCUGUAAAGAUGGCAUUAAGUUGUACUGAAUUGUUUUUUCAGCAUGCCGUGCUUGUGUUUUAUGUGGUAAAUGCAAAUGUAUCUGAAAAGUCAGAAUGUGGUGUAAAUUCAAAUUUACGACUGUAUCAUUACUUCUGAAGAAAAUAACUUGUUUGGCAUUCAGUUCUGCAGUUGCAUGACUGAGGUAAACCAAAGUAUUUAGACUGAAUGUGCACUAAUCAGUGCGUGUGUUCAUGACUGUAAUAAAAUAAGGUAAAAGAGUGCUUGUGGACAUCCUUUACAUGUAAAAUGAGGAUUUCGGAAUAUACAAAAUGAACAUAAUCUUAAACCAUUUACAACAAAUCAUGAUAAUCAUAAUCCUCUUCAGCCACUAAGACUACUGAUGUAACACUAGACGUGAUCUCAUUUUGUGGACAACAAAAGCCACUAAAUGCCUGACAAUA
This is a messenger RNA of Puntigrus tetrazona (Sumatra barb), 2071 nucleotides long. It is a transcript of the gene mmp20b, whose product is annotated as matrix metallopeptidase 20b (enamelysin). NCBI's taxonomy places the organism in Eukaryota, Metazoa, Chordata, Actinopteri, Cypriniformes, Cyprinidae. The record is from RefSeq and is a predicted model, not a curated record. The transcript has 10 exons. Gene Ontology annotation, cellular component: extracellular matrix. Gene Ontology annotation, biological process: proteolysis; amelogenesis; extracellular matrix organization. Gene Ontology annotation, molecular function: metalloendopeptidase activity; zinc ion binding. The coding region runs from base 42 to 1514 and encodes 490 amino acids.